AUGGCAUCCGACGCAGCAAACGGUGCACCAUAUCCGAAGACGACUGUACUUAUCCUAGGCGCAGGCGUGUCCGGUAUUGCCGCUGCAAAAGCGCUGUCGGAAAGAUCGAUUUCCAAUUUCAUCAUCGUUGAUCGAAACGACUACAUUGGCGGCCGCAUGCGCAAAUCCGAAUUCGGAAAGGAACGAGAUGGAAGAGCGCCGUGGACAGUGGAAAUGGGCGCCAAUUGGGUGCAGGGCCUGCAUACCCGAGAAGGCAAAGAAAACCCCGUGUGGUCUCUCGCCAAGAAGCACAAGCUGCAAACCUCCCCCUUUGACUUCUUCAGAGGCAAGGCUUACACGAGGGGCGGACCGAUAGACGUUAAGAGUCUGGACGACAAGUAUCUCCAGGCGGAACAGACUGCCAGAGCCUUUGCACUGGAUACCCUCAGGGCCGGGGGGCCGGACAUGAACGUGCGCGCCGCGCUGGGGGAGUACGGUUGGACCGCUGCUCCUGGGGAUGCAAAAGCAGCCCUUAUCGACUGGUGCCGCGUGGACUGGGAGACUGGGGUUCCGCCUGAGCAGACCAGCUCUUUGGACUUCUACACACACUUUGAGCGGUACGAGAAGGACGAAGAGCUGAUUGCGUCCGAGUCCAACAACCGCUUUGCUCACGACGAGCGCGGCUUCGGCGUCUGGCUGCAGAACGAGGCUUCCGAGUUCUUGAAAAAGGACAAUUCUCAACUGAGGCUCAACGCGGUGGUGGAGUCUGUAUGUUACGGAGAUACAGGCGUGACGGCUACGUUCGAGGAUGGGAGCACCAUCUCUGCCGACUACGCCAUCUGCACGUUUUCGAUUGGGGUUCUUCAACACGACCUUGUCGCUUUCCAUCCUCCAUUCCCUGCGUGGAAGCGCAGCUCCAUCCAGGCUUUCACCAUGGGGACCUACACUAAGCUCUUCCUACAAUUCCCAUCCGACAUCUCCUCCUGGUGGCCUGACGACAGCGACCUCAUCCUCUACGCCGACCCGUUCGAGCGCGGCAAGUUCCCCGUCUGGCAAUCGCUCAACCACAACUUCCCCGGCUCCAACAUUGUCUUCACCACAGCCACGGCGCCCCUGUCCUACAGGCUCGAGGCUCAAUCGGACUCGGAGACGCUCGCCGAGGUGAUGAGCGUCUUGCGCUCAAUGUUCCCCGACAAGGAAAUCCCCAACCCGUGUGACUUCACGUAUCCGCGCUGGAGCUUGGAUCCGUCAAGCAUGGGCAGCUAUUCGAACUGGCCGCCGGCGUUUACGGUGCGUCAACAUCGAAACGUAUGCCAGGAGCUGGGCAGACUUUUCUUUGCCGGCGAGGCCUGUUCGGCCGAGUUCAACGGUUUUUUGCAUGGCGCGUGGCACAGCGGCGACGACGUCGGCCGACAUGUCAGGAGGUUGGUCAAGAAGGAGCAGAAUCGACGUGGCGCAUCGAGCAGAGUGAAUGAGUCACUCUCGGCGGUCUCUGACACCCGGCACACCCUUCGAUUGAGGCCGCACCUCUAA
This is a messenger RNA of Diplodia corticola, 1512 nucleotides long. RefSeq names its product polyamine oxidase. The transcript has 3 exons. The record is from RefSeq and is a predicted model, not a curated record. The coding region runs from base 1 to 1512 and encodes 503 amino acids. Gene Ontology annotation, molecular function: oxidoreductase activity. Lineage: Eukaryota; Fungi; Ascomycota; Dothideomycetes; Botryosphaeriales; Botryosphaeriaceae.